This is a messenger RNA of Gossypium arboreum, 1296 nucleotides long. RefSeq lists its product as uncharacterized. The transcript has a single exon. The record is from RefSeq and is a predicted model, not a curated record. Bases 460 to 1017 code for a protein of 185 amino acids. NCBI's taxonomy places the organism in Eukaryota, Viridiplantae, Streptophyta, Magnoliopsida, Malvales, Malvaceae.
UUCUAAUAGGAUUAUAUUUAGGUUUUUAAUGUGGACUAAUAGUUCUUGCGAGUCAAGUAAUUUCUACAGAUAAAAACGGUAUAGUUGUAAUUUUACAAGUCACAAAAGCCAUUGGAGUACCAAAAAUAUUGACAAGUAUUUAUUUAGGGCUCCUCCAUUGAAGGGUUUUCCCGCCAUUUUUCUGCAUAGGCUCUUCUGCCACGUAAGCAAAAACCCUCCACGCGGCACUCGCUUUUGGGCACAUGGAGUCCCAAUCUCCCCGUCAAAAGAUGAUCUGCCACGUCAUUUAAGAGAGCUUAAAAACCAUCGAAUCAGACGGAUGGCAUUAAAUGCAUCAGCCAUUAAAUCAAAAUCAACUUUCCAUAUCAUUUCCUUUACACGUCGUUAUAUAUAUAAGGUCUUCGUGGUUUACCAUUUUUAUCCUUCGUUUUUUUCUCUUUGAAGAAAAUAAAUAUUAGCAUGGAGGAAGAGGAGGGAAGGAAAGCGGAAACCGACGACGUCAGCGGCGCCGAGUCUCCGGAGUUUAAACGGCAGAGAGAUGCGGGAGCAGCUGAGUUAAGCGAUGAAGUUAUGGGGUGGUUAUCGGUGGAAGGUAGCGAGGCUGACUCGAUGAGCGAGUUGUUGAAGCUUCUGGACGACUCAGUGGAAACGACCAUGUCAGCGUCAUUGUACACGUAUUCUCCGGCGUCGUACGGAAUGAGAGUUAGGUUCAGCGACAAUCCGUAUUCGUCGGCGUUGAUAUUUCAGUCAUCGUCUUCGUACAUCACCAUCAACGGCAACGAAGAGAGCUGCGGGUCGUCGUUUUCGGAGUCGGAGUCGAGCGUGAUGGCCAGCGUGGACAUGGGUGGUAUUGUAAUAUCGAAGGUGAAGGGUUUGGAAGGAAUAAGGGAGUGGUUGGAAGCGGAGGAGGGUGGGGCGUGGGGGGGAAACGAGGAAGAGGCGCGUGGGUGGGUUGUGGAGUCGGAAUGGAGAUGGGCAUGGGACGAAGAGCAGCUGACGAAGUUGCUGGAGGAGUGAGUGCCCUUAUUGAAAUUUGUGAGUAAACGUGAGCAGUUAUGGCCACAUUUGUUAACAGUGGAAAUUGAAGAGUAGAUUAGAGAAAUAGGGUUUUAGAGAAUUAAUUAGACGGCCUGCAGAUAGAGAUAUGUGCCAUCAUAAUCAUUAGGGGUAGAGUAGUAGUGGUGGGAAAAAGAUAAGAAGGGGGAUUUUCCAUCAAUGUGAGGGCCAGAUUUAAUAAAAAGCACGAGUUACGUGAUUUUCAAGUAAUUUCAAAACGUGAUUGAUUAAUUGAACAAA